Umbelopsis ramanniana AG is the source of this 2300-nucleotide messenger RNA. RefSeq lists its product as uncharacterized. Gene Ontology annotation, molecular function: potassium:proton antiporter activity. The coding region runs from base 117 to 2291 and encodes 724 amino acids. Gene Ontology annotation, biological process: potassium ion transmembrane transport; proton transmembrane transport. The transcript is spliced from 5 exons. Lineage: Eukaryota; Fungi; Mucoromycota; Umbelopsidomycetes; Umbelopsidales; Umbelopsidaceae. The record is from RefSeq and is a predicted model, not a curated record. Gene Ontology annotation, cellular component: membrane.
AAAAUAAAAAAGUUGGGUUUCCCGACAACGAAAACGGUCACAGUCCACAUUUGGUGCGUCGAUCAUUUUUGGGCAUUAGCACUUUCGUCAAGAGGUUAUCGAUAGGAACCUGACAGAUGCGUACCUUACACAUUUGUGGAAUAAUAUGGAUAGUGUACACUUUCUGUUUCCUAGCCGUACAGUCUGGUCCUAAUGACAAGGACUGGAAAUCACAGACAGCACAAAUCAAGCAAGCCCAAAGCAUUUAUGACAUACUUAGACGAGGUCAACUUUUAAAGGAAGAUUUGGCCGAAAAAAUAGCCAAAAUGGAAGCUGCCGAAACACCAAGUGCUGAAAAUGCUCGACUCUUGGAAGCAAUACAUAUCAAAGUUAUGGGCAUGCAAGCUUUGGAAUCGUUAGUUUUUGGCAUGUUCGAUGUAUACAGUGAUACGAUAGAUGGAACGAUGAUGGAUUACAAGAAAGCUGCCUUGAAACAGCUUUCUGAUUUCCUGUUAGCAUUGCAGAAUUCGCACCACCAACUCCAUCAACCCGCCAAGGAACAGCCACAUCAUGCCUAUGCGUCACAUCCAGCUAUGGAGUACUCAGAGCAUCAUUCACAUGAUGAUUCUGAAAAGGGCAACGACAUUGGCAACGAAGCCGUUAGGGACCUUGUCAAUGGUAUGCUUCAGGAUGUUCGAGAGAACGCUGAUCAUCUAGAGGAAGAAAUGCAUCACAACAUGUUUUCCGACAACCUCAACAAAGAGGAUGGAUCCUCGCUUGAGGCAGUCAUCAAAGUGGAAGACAAUGAUGGAAAUACCAAAGAUGGAUCGGGAUCUGGCAAGCAUCGUAAAGGGGAGGAAGGAAGACAAGUAACCCUAAUUGAUCAAGAAAAUAACCAGUAUGUCAUGGCUCGACCAUCUGACACGACUAUAUUCUAUGAAGAUAUGCAUUUCAUUCAUGAUUUGGUCUUGAUCUUGGUCGGCUCCUUUAUAUUCGGUUGGAUUUUCAGCGCCAUUGGUCUUCCAGCUUUCUUUGGCUACAUUUUAGCUGGCAAUUUAGCCGGACCUUCUGGCUACGACCUUAUCAAGGAACUUAUUCAGACUGAAACGUUGGCACAGUUAGGCGUAAUAUUCAUUGUUUUCGUACUCGGCUUGGAAUUUUCUCUGGAAAAAAUGCGCGCAAUGUGGCGUCUCGCACUCGGAGGAGCCUUGCUGAUCCUUUUCGCAACCGUCGUUAUUUUCUCUCUGGUUGGUGCCGUCAUUGGUGCUAACAUGAGUGAAGCCGUAUUCGUAGGAGCUUGCGUCAGCUUGAGCUCUACAGCAGUUGUUGUGAAGUGCGUUAAAUCAACUGAACUUGAACAAAUGUAUGGCUUACUUGUGAUGCAAGACGUUCUUUUAGGUGUUAUGCUUGCCAUGAUACCUGCUCUCAGUAAAUCGGGCAUAGAAAUAUUCUUCGCUAUCGCAAAGAUGUCUAUCUAUUUAGCCAUCUAUGCAGUCAUCAGCAUUGCUAUUGCACGACUUCUGCCCAUUGCUGUGCGACUCUUGCACCGUACGUUGGGAAAAAAAAUUACGCAACACAGUCAUGAGCUCUUACUCUUGGGCACUAUUGCCAUCUGCUUUGUUAUGAUGGUCCUGUCUGCUAGACUCGAGCUCGGAAUGGAACUCGGAUGCUUCACAGCAGGCGUGAUCGUACGGUCUCGUAAGCAAUGGUUCGAGUCAAGUAUCAGCAUCAUCGAACCCGUGCGGGAUGUUUUCGCCUGUCUUUUCUUUGCAUCUAUCGGCCUUCAUGUUUAUCCGUCAUUCCUUGUUUCGGAAGCUAUGCUCCUUAUUACCAUGACAGCAGCUGUGAUUGGUUUCAAGUACGUCAUUAUCUCCGUGGUGCUUGUCCUUUUCAAAAUCGACCUUCAAAAGUCCUCAAUCAUGGCCAUUGGGUUGGCACAAAUAUCAGAAUUCAGCUUUGUACUAGCCAGUCGAGCGAAGCAAAUCGGUGUCAUUAGUCGAGAGGUUUAUUACUUACUGUUGGCGGUUACUGCUAUGACACUGAUGACAACUCCGAUUCUAUGGAAUUUGAUUGCUGGUCGGUCGUCUUCAAGUGCCAGUAAUGCCAAUACCUUCUCUGGCAUUCCCUUGACGAGUGCUGGUGGAACAAAUGGAAGCAAGUGGAACUCGCACGAUUAUAGCAAUCGUACACAUACCCGAUCCACGUCGACGGCUGCUCAACACUCGUUUGCAAAGAUACCAAGGGGUAGAGAUGACUCGCACAACGAAGUUGUCAUGCUACCAUUGCUUGACGAGUACGAGAAAGCAGCAUAAUAUAGAACU